AUGAUUAUCUCUUCGCAUGCUAGUGCGAGACUGCUCUGUCAUGCUGACGAUUGCAGAACGGAGGAGCACAAACGACUCGGUACAACAUUUCUGCAACACUGGGUAGCCUUCGAUGAUCGAAGCCAGCAAAAUGAUAUCUUGGCGUCGGCACUACGGUUUCUCCUCAGUCACGGUGAGAAGACCGAAGAUCGCUUGGAGGGUGAACCACUACUCAAUUCAAUAUUAGCAUGCGACGAAGAGUGGCGCAUCGGUAACAGAGUGCAAAAGUUCAUGAUCGCACUUGAAGCUGGAGCAGAUCCACGUCAGUCUGGCAAGGACGGAAACGCACUUCAAGCAGUGCAUAAUUUGUUCGCAACUUUGAAUAAACCUCACGGCACAAAAGCUUCCCGUGUGAGAACAAACUUCUGGGCACUCAAGGUCGAAUUGUCGAAAGCAGAAAGAAUGGUGCAGACAUAUCUUGCGCCUGAGAGUCUGGCACGGAGUCAACACGGUCCCGACGGCCAUUGUGCCUCGACCCAUACGAUCCUCUCUUAG
Messenger RNA from Lithohypha guttulata, 534 nucleotides. RefSeq lists its product as uncharacterized. The record is from RefSeq and is a predicted model, not a curated record. The transcript has a single exon. NCBI's taxonomy places the organism in Eukaryota, Fungi, Ascomycota, Eurotiomycetes, Chaetothyriales, Trichomeriaceae. Bases 1 to 534 code for a protein of 177 amino acids.